CUGACAGCGAGUGCGGGACACGGGGUGCGGGCUCCGGCCGGGAUGGCUCAGGUUUUGGCUGAUGUGAGCUGGAAGGUGCUGGAACGCAGAGCUCGCUCUAAACGAACAGCCUGCGAAGUCUCUGAUUUGGUGCAUCCAAUUGAAAUGGCCAAUACUUUCGACGAGGCGGAUUCCUUCUCGCCUUCUCUUUUUAGGUCUGAGAAGACAUUAUCUGGGUCGGUUUAUGAACCCAUUAAGAGCUCAGACCUGCCCAGGCCAGAUCAUGAGAGUCUUUGGAACAAAUUGGAUCGUUAUUACAGAAUCGUGAAAAUCUCAGUACUGAACUACCAGAGCCCAACUACCGGCCUAUUCCCUACCAGGACUGCGGGUGAUCAAAAGACUGCCAAGGUUCACGACAGUCUGUACUGUGCCGCUAGUGCAUGGGCGUUGGCGCUGGCCUAUCGGCGCAUCGACGAUGACAAGGGGAGAACGCACGAGCUGGAGCACUGUGCUAUAAAAUGUAUGCGAGGGAUUCUGUACUGCUACAUGCGGCAAGCUGAUAAGGUUGAGCAGUUUAAGCAGGACCCAAGCCCACAGAAAUGCCUCCAUUCAAUCUUCCACUUGGACACAGGUGACCAGAUCCUUACCUAUGAGGAGUAUGCUCACUUACAGAUAAAUGCGGUUUCCCUGUUCCUGCUGUACCUGGUGCAGAUGAUUGGCAGCGGUUUGCAAAUUAUCUACAAUACAGACGAGGUUUCAUUCAUCCAGAAUCUAGUUUUCUGUGUGGAGAGAGCGUAUCGUGUGCCUGACUUUGGGAUCUGGGAGAGAGGCAGCAAGUAUAACAAUGGAAGCACAGAAUUACACUCCAGUUCCGUUGGAUUGGCCAAAGCCGCCCUUGAAGCCAUCGAUGGAUUUAACCUCUUUGGAAAUCAGGGCUGCUCCUGGUCAGUCAUAUUCGUCGAUCUCGAUGCCCAUAACCGAAACAGACAAACUCUGUGCUCACUGCUACCCAGAGAGUCACGAUCCCAUAAUACAGACGCGUCUCUGCUGACUUGCAUCAGUUACCCGGCGUUUGCGGUAGACGAUGAUGCGUUAUUCCACCAAGCCCUGGAUAAAAUUGUGCGCAAGCUGAAAGGGAAGUAUGGAUUUAAACGUUUCCUGAGGGACGGCUAUCGAACUGCGUUAGAGGAUGAAAACAGACGCUACUACAAGCCUGCAGAAAUUAAGCUCUUCGAUGGCAUUGAAUGUGAAUUCCCUGUGUUUUUUAUCUACAUGAUCAUCGACGGUGUUUUUCGAGGAAAGCCUGAACAAGUGAAAGAAUAUGAAGCAGCGUUGGAUCCACUCUUGGCCCACGCGUUUGAUGGGUGUCCCGUGGUUCCGAAAUAUUACCACGUUCCUGCUGACUUUGUGGAUGCGGAGAAGGCAAAUCCCAACAGCCAAAAACGAUAUCCCAGUAACUGCGGCCGGGACGGCAAAAUCUUCCUUUGGGGGCAAGCGCUCUACGUAAUCGCUAAGCUGCUGGUUGAAGAAUUAAUAAGUCCGAAGGAAAUUGACCCACUGCAUCGUUACGUUCCCCUGCAAGAACAACGAAAUAUCAGCAUGCGAUACUCAAAUCAGGGUCCGUUGGACAAUGAUACUGUUGUGCACGUGGCGCUGAUAGCAGAAAGUCAACGUCUACAAGUCUUUCUCAACACGUAUGGCAUUCAGACACAGACUCCCCAACAAGUGGAGCCGAUACAGAUCUGGCCGCAGCAGGAGCUUGUCAAGGCAUACCUUCAUUUAGGAGUAAAUGAAAAGUUGGGGUUGUCUGGAAGGCCUGAAAGACCUAUCGGCUGCCUGGGGACAUCUAAGAUUUAUAGGAUCCUUGGCAAGACUGUUGUCUGUUACCCAAUAGUAUUCGAUCUAAGUGAUUUUUACAUGUCUCAGGAUGUGAUGCUCCUUAUUGAUGACAUCCAGAAUGCUUUGCAGUUCAUUAGGCAAUACUGGAAAAUGAACGGGCGCCCUUUAUUCCUGGUGCUGAUACGUGAAGAUAACAUCAGGGGAAGCCGCUUUAAUCCAAUCCUGGACAUGCUGGCAUCCUUCAAAAAUGGCUUUGUGGCUGGUGUGAAGGUGCAUGUGGACAGACUGCAGACACUAAUCUCAGGAGCCAUGGUCGAGCAACUCGAUUUCCUGCGGAUUGGAGACACAGAAGAGGUUCCGGAAUUCCGAGGAUUUGAAGAGCUUGAAGUGCCAAAGCACUCGAAGGUUAACAGGCAGUCGAGUAUUCCCAGUGCAGAGAUGGAGCAACCUCCGGAAAUCAGCGUCGCAGACUGGAAACACAAACCCACCUAUGACAUUAUUCAGAAACUCAAUGAUUGCACCAGCUUGGCAACCCAGGCUGUCCUGGUCAGUAUUCUGCUGAAACGAGAAGGUCCUCACUUUAUAACCAAGGAGGGUACUGUGUCGGAUUUCAUGGAGAGGAUCUAUCGAAAGGCCGGAACCAAUAAACUAUGGUCUGUUGUGCGUCUUGCUGCCAGUCUGUUGUAUAAAACUGUCGAUAGCCUGGCUCCAUCUAUAACUAAUGUCUUAGUUCAGGGGAAGCAGGUGACGCUGGGUGUUUUUGGACAUGAAGAAGCAGUUAUUUCCAAUCCCCUGUCCCCCGGGGUGAUUAAAGAUAUAAUUUAUAGUAAGUGCAGCCCAUACGACGAGCGAGAGGCCGUCCUGCAACAAGAACUUGUCAUCCAUAUUGGCUGGAUCAUUUCAAACACACCGGAGCUCUUCAGCGGCAUGUUAAAAAUACGCGUCGGGUGGAUUGUCCACGCCAUGCGCUACGAGCUGCAGAUCCGUGGUGGCGAUAAACCAGGGAAGGAUAUUUAUCAGCUGUCACCCAGUGAAAUAAAAUGUCUCCUGCUAGACAUACUGCAGCCUCAGCAGUCAGGCAGAUGUUGGCUGAACCGAAGGCAGAUAGAUGGAUCUCUGAAUCGAAAUCCUGCUGGAUUCUACGACCGAGUGUGGCAGAUUCUGGAGAGAACACCUAGUGGCAUCAUUGUUGCAGAGAAGUUCCUUCCUCAGCAGCCCACCCUGUCCGAUAUGACCAUGUAUGAGAUGAACUUCUCGCUGCUUGUGGAAGACAUGUUACAGAACAUCGCUCAGCCAGAGUACCGGCAGAUCGUGGUGGAGCUCCUGAUGAUUGUGUCUGUUAUCCUGGAGAGAAACCCGGAGUUUGAAUUCCCGGAUAAAGUGGAUUUAGACAAACUGGUAAAAGAGGCAUUUAAUGAUUAUGCGCAGGACCAGAGCCACCAUGGUGCAGAUAAACAGAAUGACAUGACAGCCUUCUACAACACCCCCCCACUCGGAAAGCGAGGGACCUGCAGCUAUCUGACGAAGGCCGUGAUGAAUAUGCUUCUGGAAGCCGAAGUGAAGCCAAGCGGCGAAGACCCCUGCAACAUCUGCUGAUCGUCCUCCCUGCAAACAAUGGCCCAGCCAUUUCAACAAGCUCCGCUAUAUCGUAUUUAAUGGUUAUAGAUUAAAAUACUCGCCUGCUAUCCAAUAAUGGCAAACUGUUUACAGAUAAUCACAGCCCAGCCUGUGACGCUAAUAGCGACUCACCCCAGCAGUGGAAAAUU
Messenger RNA from Pelobates fuscus (common spadefoot toad), 3584 nucleotides. RefSeq names its product phosphorylase kinase regulatory subunit beta (gene PHKB). Gene Ontology annotation, molecular function: calmodulin binding. Gene Ontology annotation, biological process: glycogen metabolic process. Gene Ontology annotation, cellular component: phosphorylase kinase complex. The transcript has 33 exons. Lineage: Eukaryota; Metazoa; Chordata; Amphibia; Anura; Pelobatidae. The coding region runs from base 43 to 3414 and encodes 1123 amino acids. The record is from RefSeq and is a predicted model, not a curated record.